AAAAAAUGAGUGAUCCGCUGCACAAAUAUCCUCCUCCUCCUUCGAGAGGAAAUGUACAGAGUGCAUUCAAGGUCGUAGAUGAAGACGACAGCCUUCCCACCCAGGACGAAGGCUAUUGGGCAUGGGCAACCGCCUCCUGGCUUGGGACCGUUGCAACACCGCUGCUUAUAUUCCCUCGACUGAUACUCUUUAUGGCGACACCGCCUAAGGACCUGGUAGCCAGGGAUACGUUGACGCAUCUGGAGUGGUUUCUAUGUGUGCAUGUCGCACUCCUGCUACUGGCGCUGGCGCUAGCGCUCAUCGUCUCCAUUCCAAGCAAUCCAAUCAUUCCCGUUCAACCGAUCCCCAACCGUCCCUAUAUCCCCCAAACACAUCCCCUCCUCGUCCCUCUGACACCCGCACUCCUCGUCUCCUCCUUCAUCGCGUUCAAUACCUCUUCCACCUCUAUUGGUGCUCUUGGGAUGUUACUCUCUCUCGGGAACGGGUUCACAGGACUGUGGGGCGCGUGGGUUAUAGUCUUUGGAGGUCAGGGACAUUGGAGCCGGUCGACCGGGGCGGACAAGCGGACGAGCGCGUUCUUGUUUGGGAACAAGAGCAGUGCGUCCCAGAUCAAGAAAGCUUGGAAGAAAGAGAGGGAGAAGACCGAGGGGAUCGAGCUGAAGAAUUUGUGAGCCUUAGAGAGUCUGUUUGAGAUGUACGAUAUGGUAGCAUUACAAUUGCACUACACGUAUGAACCAAGUGAUCCG
This is a messenger RNA of Dacryopinax primogenitus, 746 nucleotides long. RefSeq lists its product as uncharacterized. The transcript has 3 exons. NCBI's taxonomy places the organism in Eukaryota, Fungi, Basidiomycota, Dacrymycetes, Dacrymycetales, Dacrymycetaceae. The record is from RefSeq and is a predicted model, not a curated record. The coding region runs from base 6 to 671 and encodes 221 amino acids.